AUGGACUCUAGAACAUCACCAAAUUAUUCCUCAUCACGAUCUAGCACUGAUGAGAAAAUUCCAACAAAAACCGAAUGGGUCCGAUUCCAACCUAUUGAUAUUACCAAACGAUUACCAAAUUUUGAUAUUGAUCCACGCAAUGUGGUGAGUGGAACCCGACGAAGAAAGAAUUUGGAUUAUCAUGUCUCUAAUUUAACUGGAAUGCAAGUCACUGUGAAACGAUCCUCAAAGAAUACUUUGGAAAAGAGGUCAUCCAUUUUUUUGUGGAAUCCUGAAUCUGCUGGAAAUUCUCAACAAAACUGGAAGGACAUUCAAAAAUAA
Molecule: messenger RNA, 321 nt
Organism: Naegleria fowleri
Lineage: Eukaryota; Heterolobosea; Eutetramitea; Acrasida; Naegleriidae
Exons: 1
Coding region: 1-321 (106 amino acids)
Source: RefSeq, a predicted model, not a curated record